AGUUCGCGACACCGUGUCAUGUUCGACAUUCUAACGAACGUGACGUCACUCUCGUUGACAAACAGACAACUAACUGGGCACCGCGAGCACCUUCGCAGGGGGCGAGUGGAGCUCCGAACGCGCGGUGCGAGCGGCGAAGGGGAGUUCUCUUCGGGUAGUGACUCCGAAGCGUGUGGACAUUGUCGCAGAGGAGGAUUCGGUGCGCUCUCCGGAGAAGCGUCGCCUUGCUGCAUCAUCACGAAGUUCGACGCCAUGCCGUCCCCGGUCGCACUGCUGCUGUUGCUGCUGCUGGCCGCGCCCUCGCCGUCGGCCGACGCCUUCCUGUUCUCCGGCGACGUCCACGACAACCUGAACGCGACGGUGGCGCACGUGUUCCGGGUGGUGCGGCGCUGCAUCGGCGCUUUCGGCCCCGACGACCACCUCCACCCUGGGCACGGCCCUGGCCACGCCGAGCCACCGGCCACGCCGCUCAACCCGCCGUACCGGGAGCCGCCACCAAGCUCGGUGGAGCUGUGCGCCAGCCGGGGCUUCCAGUGCGAGCGCCACGAGGUGCGCACGGCGGACGGCUACACGCUGGCCCUGGUGCACGUGCUGGGCAGGGCGGGCGCGGCGAGGGUCGCCGGCCAGACGCCCGUCCUGGUGCAGCACGGCAUGCUCAUGUCCUCGGACGCGUACCUCCUCCGCAAGGACGACGACAACUUGCCGCUGAUUUUGAGCGGCGCCGGCUUCGACGUGUGGGUGGGCAACUACCGGGGCAACGCGGUGUCGCCCCACGAGCACGUGACACUGUCUCCCGACUCGUACCAGUUCUGGAACUUCAGCUGGCACGAGAUGGGGCUCCACGACCUGCCCGCCCUGGUGGACUACGUGCUGGAGCGCUCGGGCCAGGACGACCUGCACUACAUCGGGCACUCGAUGGGCAGCACGGGCAUGAUGGUGCUGCUGUCCUCCAGGCCCGAGUACAACCGCAAGAUCCGCCUGGCGACGUUCCUCGCCCCGGUGGCGUACGUGUCCCGGCUGCGCUCGCGCCUCUUCACGCAGCUCGCCUCGGUGGCCGGGAGAAUAAAGGACUUUCUCGUGUCCCACCGGAUCUGGAACGUCCUGCCCCGCAGCGCGGCGAUCCACCGGCUGGCCGACACACUGUGCCUGUUCCCCGGCGCGGACAAGCUGGUGUGCAACCCGCUGCUCUUCGAGAUCGCCGGCCACUCCCCGGAGCACGUCUUGCCGAACUACGCAUCUUUGAUCGGGGCGUAUCUUCCCGCGGGAACGACCAUCAGGAUUAUGGAGCAUUACUACGAAGUCGCACGUACAGGCAAGUUCCGACCGCUUGGCUACGGCAUGGGAGACCCGAAUCCCGGGGCGGAGUACAACAUCGCAGCCAUCACGGCGCCUGUCGCCCUCUACUACUCCGCGAACGACUACUUCGUUUAUCCACCGGAUGUCGAGCAGUUGGCAAACGAUUUGCCCAAUGUGUUUCACAAGUACCUGGUUCCGGAUUCCACCUUCAACCACUUCGACUUCAUUUUGGGCGUCGACGCGAGACAGCUGCUGUUCAAGGAAGUUCUUGGGGUGAUGCUCCAGAGGGAAGCCGCCCUCAAUAGUUUGCACUCCCAGACUCACUCUUUUAAUCCUAAUGACUUGCUCGUCCACUACUUAUUGUCUCAAAAGAAGAGCCUUUAUUUUUAGAAGGAGAGAUUCGGCUAUUUAGAGACUGUCUUUUAAUUUUAUUUAUGAUUUUAAUUUGUUGAUUUAUUGAGUAGCACUGCUAAGUUCAUAUUCUUGUCGUGUACCUGAAGUAAAUGUAAUUUAGUGAAUUCGUUUGUUCCUUAUUGUGCCAUGGUGGGUGAGUCGUGUCACAUCACAUUGUAUGAAAUACUGCCAUGUUUAAGAUCGAUUGUGCCUUUCCGUUACAACUCCAGUGACAUAGGAAUAAAGUUUGUUAAGAUCUUG
Molecule: messenger RNA, 1950 nt
Organism: Thrips palmi
Lineage: Eukaryota; Metazoa; Arthropoda; Insecta; Thysanoptera; Thripidae
Product: lipase 3-like
Exons: 10
Coding region: 19-1686 (555 amino acids)
Biological process (GO): lipid metabolic process
Source: RefSeq, a predicted model, not a curated record